Platichthys flesus (European flounder) is the source of this 9147-nucleotide messenger RNA. Its product is annotated as voltage-dependent T-type calcium channel subunit alpha-1H-like. The record is from RefSeq and is a predicted model, not a curated record. Gene Ontology annotation, molecular function: low voltage-gated calcium channel activity; voltage-gated sodium channel activity. Bases 316 to 6987 code for a protein of 2223 amino acids. Gene Ontology annotation, biological process: positive regulation of calcium ion-dependent exocytosis; calcium ion transmembrane transport; sodium ion transmembrane transport. Gene Ontology annotation, cellular component: voltage-gated calcium channel complex; voltage-gated sodium channel complex; plasma membrane. The transcript is spliced from 35 exons. Lineage: Eukaryota; Metazoa; Chordata; Actinopteri; Pleuronectiformes; Pleuronectidae.
CGGUACCUGGCACAGCAGAGCGCGUGCGGCGGCAGAGGAGGACGCAGACGCACGGGAGAGCGCCGGCUCCUUUUCCAACUUUACUUUCCCAGGUUAUUAAAAACUUCCUACGUGGCAUUCCUCUUUGUUUGUCAUCCUCCGUGCGGACGGAGUGAGUUUGGAUAUCGGCAGGGGGGUGAGGAGGCACGAGGACCGGCGGGCUGCUGUCGGAUGGAGCGCCGGGGCUCCGGGAGCUCGGGGCGCGCGGCGGACCUGGAGUGAGUGGCGCUGGUGGAUGGACGCUGCUCCCCGGUUCCGGCUGUCCACUGCACGGCCAUGACGGGCACCCAGGAGCCAGACCUGCGUGAGCAGCACAGAGGACCAACGCAGGGGGAAGGGAAUGAGAAGGAGGAGGGGGAGAAGGUGCAUGUGUCCGUGGAGGGAGAGGACAGGGAGCAGGAGGGCGAGGAAGAGGAGGAGGAAGAGGAGAAGGAGGAGCUGCCGUACCCCGAUCUUGCACCAGUGGUCCUUUUGGCUCUGACCCAAACCAGCCCGCCCCGCUCCUGGUGCCUCCGAGCCGUCUGCCACCCAUGGUUUGAGCGUGUGAGCAUUUUGGCCAUCCUGCUGAACUGUGUGACUCUCGGGAUGUUCCAGCCUUGUGGCCACACCCCCUACUUCCUGCAGGCUCUGGAUGAUGGGAUCUUUGCGUUUUUCGCCGGGGAGAUGGUGAUGAAGAUGGUCGCUCUCGGGAUCAUAGGUCAAAGCGGUUACCUAGGCGACACAUGGAACAGACUGGACUUCUUCAUCGUUCUUGUGGGAAUGCUGGAGUAUUCCCUCGACGGACACAAUGUCAGCCUAUCAGCCAUCAGGACGGUCCGGGUCCUCCGCCCUCUGCGAGCCAUCAACAGAGUUCCCAGCAUGCGUAUCCUGGUGACGCUCCUCCUCGACACACUUCCCAUGCUGGGCAACGUGCUGGCGCUCUGCUUCUUUGUCUUCUUCAUCUUCGGCAUCGUCGGCGUGCAGCUGUGGGCGGGGCUCCUGAGGAACCGCUGCUUCAUGGGAGAGGAUGUCAAGAUGAGAUAUAACGUUUCCUUCCUGAGCGGCUACUACCGGCCGGACGGCACCGACGACCACCCCUUCAUCUGCUCCACAGAUCGAGAUAACGGGAUGCUCCGCUGCUCCGACGUUCCUCGCCGCCGCGUCGGCAGGUCUUUCUGCUUCCUGGGUCCCGGGGAGGCCCAGUCCGAGAUGGGACUGAUGGACAGAGAAGAGGAACAAGGCACAUGCGUGAACUGGUAUCGGUAUUACAACGAGUGUCGCGCCGGGGAAGUAAACCCACACAAAGGGGCCAUUAACUUUGAUAAUAUUGGAUACGCAUGGAUUGCCAUUUUUCAGGUAAUUACUCUAGAAGGUUGGGUGGACAUCAUGUACUAUGUCAUGGAUGCACAUUCCUUCUACAACUUCAUCUACUUCAUCUUCCUCAUUAUAGUGGGCUCCUUCUUCAUGAUCAACCUGUGCCUGGUUGUCAUCGCAACCCAGUUUUCCGAAACCAAGCAGAGAGAACACGCGCUAAUGAAGUCGGAGCAGAACGCCCGGCAGCUCCACCAAUCGGCUUCCACACUGGCCAGCUACAGCCAACCAGGAAGCUGCUACGAGGAGAUCAUCCGCUACCUGGCGCACCUCGGCCGUAAGGCCAUGCGACGGCUCUCUCGCUUCUGCGCUCAGACACGCCCACGCUUUCAUUGCGUGUGUAUGUGCCAGAGGGACCGCGGCGUGGCGUCUGCCAGAGGAGCCGGGGAGAUGAACGGCCUCGCCCACCGGCACUCAGGCCACGCCCCCAAUGACCUGUCCCACCUGCAUCAGGUUUACCAUCGCCACCAGCAUCAUCAUCACCAGAAUCACCAGCCUCAGCCGGAGCCUGCAGUCAGUAACGGAGGGAGUGGAUUUAAUUACCCCUUCAUAUCGCCCCUCCUGAGCAGCCAGGAGAAGAAAGCCCGGGAACAGAGUAGGCUGACGGCCCCGGAGAACGUCCACAGGCUGCCUCAGCUGGUGCUGGAGCACGGUGGGUGCUCUGGGCAUCCUGCAUUAACGCUGCCAGGCGAAGUCCCGGGGGAUUCCUCGGCGUGUCCCUACUGCAUCUACUCCAAUCCUCUCGGUGACGGUGAACAAGUUAACGAGCAGACCCAGGACCAGCAGCUCGGGCACGGCGGCUCGUGCCCUGGCAACAGCCCGUGUCAAAGUGACAGCCCGUGCCAGUGUAGCACCCCCCGCCGCGCUGAUGUACAGGUGCUGGAGCCAAAGAGGAGGCUGCUGGAGCGCUGCUGGGCGGGCUUCAGGAACAAACUGGAAACCAUUGUUGCCAGCAGAUACUUCAACAGGGGGAUCAUGAUUGCCAUCCUCAUUAACACGCUGUCGAUGGGCAUAGAGUACCACGAGCAGCCGCAGGAGCUCACGGAUAUCCUGGAGAUCAGUAACAUGGUGUUCACCAGCCUCUUCAGUCUGGAGAUGCUGCUGAAGCUCAUGGCUCUCGGCCUCUUCGGCUACGUGAAGAACCCGUACAACGGCUUCGACAGCGUCAUCGUCAUCAUCAGUGUGUGGGAGAUUGUGGGGGAGGCGGAGGGAGGCUUAUCGGUGCUGCGUACCUUCCGCCUGCUGAGAGUCCUGAAGCUGGUCCGGUUCCUUCCGGCCCUGAGGAGGCAGCUGGUGGUGCUGAUGAAGACCAUGGACAACGUGGCCACCUUCUGCAUGCUGCUGAUGCUCUUCAUAUUCAUAUUCAGUAUCUUAGGGAUGCAUCUGUUUGGCUGUAAGUUCGGUUUGCAGCAGGACAGUGGAGACACUUUACCGGACAGAAAGAACUUCGACUCUCUGCUCUGGGCGACUGUCACCGUGUUUCAGAUCCUCACCCAGGAGGACUGGAACGCCGUGCUCUAUAAUGGGAUGGCCUCCACCACGCCGCUGGCCGCCCUCUACUUUGUCGCCCUCAUGACCUUUGGCAACUACGUCCUCUUCAACUUGCUCGUGGCCAUAUUGGUCGAGGGCUUUCAGGCCGAGGGUGAUGCCAACAGAUCGGAGGCAGAUGACGAGAGACAGUCGCUCUCGUUUGAGGACGAGGAGAAGUUGAGAGAGUUAUACGCUGCAGAGCUCAAGAUCCAGGCCAUGAUGCUGAGCCCCAACGGUCUCCUGAACCCAAAGGCCUCCAUGCCCCACCUCACUGCUCCAUCUCUGCCCGUCAUCACGCACACAGCGGCCACGCCCACCAUAAAUAACGGCCAAUCGCGGCGGGCGAGCAUGACCUCCAUGGAUAUCUACAACCCGGAGCAAAGAUCACCGACUAUGUGGGACAGCGGGCCGGAGAGCCGUCGCUCCAGCUGGACGAGCAUCAGUCGAGGCCCCAGCCUCCACCGGAGGAGCCAGUCGGGGGAGAUGGAGUCCCUGCUGUCCGACACACACUCCAACUCCAACUUCAGCAGCAGGGAGCAGUCCCUGGACCAGGCCGACUACCUGCAGGUGCCCAUGCUUCACACGCCCGACUGCAACGGCACCACCUUCCGACUCACGGACAACUACGACGACCCCCCCCUGCCUACGCAAUAUCACGGUGAUCAGGAUGAGGACGAGGUUGAAGAGAGUUUAUGCAAGAAGGUGAAGAAGAUCCUGGAGCCAUAUCAGCCUCAGUGGUGCCUGGAGCAUGUAGAGUGGUCCCUCUAUGUGUUUUCUCCACAAAACCGGUUCAGGGUGUGGUGUCAGAAGGUCAUAGGUCACAAGAUGUUCGAUCACGUCGUCCUCCUCUUCAUCUUCCUUAAUUGCAUCACCAUUGCACUGGAGAGACCAGACAUCCAGCCGCACAGCAUGGAGCGGGUGUUCCUCAGUGUGUCCAAUCACAUCUUCACUGUGAUCUUCGUUGGCGAAAUGCUGAUCAAGGUGGUAGCUUUGGGCCUGUACUUUGGAAACGGCGUGUAUCUCCAGAGCAGCUGGAACAUUCUGGACGGGGUGCUGGUGUCUGUGUCCAUGGUGGACGUCCUGGUCUCCAUCGCCUCGUCGGGGGGGAACCGGAUCUUAGGCAUCCUGCGUGUGCUCCGUCUGCUCCGCACCCUGCGACCACUCAGGGUGAUAAGUCGAGCUCCAGGUCUCAAGCUGGUGGUGGAGACUCUCAUCACGUCCCUCAGACCCAUCGGUAACAUCGUCCUCAUCUGCUGUGCUUUUUUCAUCGUCUUUGGAAUAUUAGGAGUCCAGCUGUUCAAGGGGAAGUUCUUCUACUGCGAUGGACUCGACAUCACAAACAUCACCAAUAAGACUCAGUGUCUGAGCGCAGGAUACCGCUGGAUCCGCCGGAAAUACAACUUUGACAACCUGGGACAGGCGCUGAUGUCACUGUUUGUCCUGUCGUGUAAAGACGGCUGGGUCAGCAUCAUGUAUGAUGGCCUGGAUUCUGUCGGAGUGGAUCAGCAGCCAAUAAGAAACAACGACCCGUGGAUGCUGCUCUUCUUCAUCUCGUUCCUCCUCAUCGUCAGCUUCUUUGUGCUCAACAUGUUUGUGGGCGUGGUGGUGGAAAACUUCCACAAGUGUCGCCAGCAGCAGGAGGAGGAGGAGGCGCGGGUGAGGGAGGAGAAGCGACAGAAGCGCCUGGAGAAGAGGAGGAGAAGGGCCCAGGAGAAACCAUAUUACUCCGACUACUCCCCGCUGCGUCGAUCCAUCCACACCGUGUGCACCAGCCACUACCUGGACCUCUUCAUCACCAUCAUCAUCUUCACCAACCUCAUCACCAUGAGCAUGGAACACUACAACCAGCCUAAGUACUUCGAGGAAAUUCUGAAGUACUGCAAUUAUGUCUUCACGGUGGUUUUUGUAAUCGAGACGAUCCUCAAACUCAUCGCCUUCGGCCUGCGGCGCUUUUUCAAAGAGAGAUGGAACCAGCUGGACCUUGCCAUUGUGUUGUUGUCCCUCAUGGGAAUCGCGUUGGAGGAAAUCGACCUGAGUGCUUCCUUGCCCAUUAACCCGACCAUCAUACGCAUCAUGAGAGUCCUGAGGAUAACACGAGUGCUGAAGCUCCUGAAGAUGGCGACAGGGAUGAGGUCCCUGCUGGACACUGUGAUGCAAGCCCUGCCUCAGGUGGGGAAUCUGGGUCUGCUCUUCAUGUUGCUGUUCUUCAUCUAUGCAGCUCUGGGAGUUGAGCUCUUUGGAAAACUGGAGUGUUCCGAGGAGAACCCGUGCGAGGGCCUGAGUCGCCACGCCACCUUCGACAACUUUGGCAUGGCUUUCCUCACGCUCUUCAGGGUGUCCACCGGGGACAACUGGAAUGGGAUUAUGAAGGACACUCUGCGCGAGUGCCGCCCGCAGGACCGCCACUGCCUCACCUACCUGCCCCUGAUCUCCCCCAUUUACUUUGUCACUUUCGUCCUCACGGCCCAGUUCGUGCUGGUCAACGUGGUCGUGGCCGUUCUGAUGAAGCACCUGGAGGAGAGCAACAAGGAGGCGCAGCUGGAGGAGAUGGAGGAGAAGAAGGAGCGGGAGGAGAAGAAGGAGCAGGAGGAGAGGAAGGAGAGGGAGGAGAGGGAGGAGGCCAACCGACGGCUCAGCGCGGUGUCUCUGAGCGGAGCCCCGGGGCCGAACGUGGACGCACCUGCUCAGGUGCAGGUCGAGGAUGAGGAGUGUUCCCAAGGCAACCUGCUGAGCAUGGGACGCAUGAUGUCUCUCCCCAGCGACAGCUACGUGCAGCCACUCAGAUGCUCCCCCCAUCCUCCCGUUGGCCACGAGGUUUACUCCGGCUACAGCUACUCAGGCUCCAUGUCGUCUCUGACCUCCAGCAGCGGCGGCUCCAUGCUGCAGGUUCCAGGAGCUCUGCCCGCCAUCAGCCACGCCACGCUGGGAACCGGCCGCAGCUCGAGGCCGAUGAUCUGCCUCAGCACGGCCCAGAGCACCGAGAGACACUCCCCGCACAGACUCAGUCCGGCCGACAGCACGGAGGGACACAGGCUCAGUCCCGCUCACAGGAUGAACAGACUGAACUCAGCUCACAGUAUAGACGGAUACAGGUUCAGCCCGGCACAUCGGAUAGACAGACACAGACUCAGCUCUGCUCACAGUAUGGACGGAUACAGGCUGAGCCAGGACCAUAACGCAGACCGGCCCAGACUCAUGUCCAGUCACAGUAUAGACAGACACCCGUCCCUCAGACUGAGUCCCACCCACAGCGCCAGCAGACAUCCCUCUCAUUGGCUCAGUCCUGAAGACAGUUUGGACCGAAACAUGCUGAGUCCCUCCUACGUCCCCGACAGUUCAAUCCAGAGGAGACCAGCUUCUUUCCACACCUCCAGCAGACAGCUACGAAGACAGGAGGCCGUGCGCGGUGAUUCUCUGGAUCACGGCUCAGCAGACAAUCUGGCAGAGCCUCACCUUACUGUGCCCACCGUCUCUUCCACGCCACAACGCCAGCGAUCGUCGAGUGUGCACACGUUGAAGUACGCCCACCCCCAGAGGGUCAUCUCGAGCCGCAGCCCCAGCCGGAGCCACGGUGAAACCAACGGACGAGAACAUGCACCUGAGCAGGCCGAUUCGCAGCCUGACGCAGGUGUGGAGCAAAGGCAGCAGAGCUUUUCCAGUCUGAAGGUUUCCGGCGGCGAGUCCACCCCAUCAGCUCCGCUCUGUGGCUCCAGAGGCCCCAGCUUUGGCCCCGGCUCCGGCACGGGGCCACAGGUGGACGACGCUGACGAGGAGGUCAGCCGCAUUAACAGUUCUGGUCACACUGACUCACACACACAACUCCCUCCCAGCUCUUCACACAAAACCAGACACCUCGACCCGAGCCCUGCAGAGCACAGGAGCCAAUCAGUGUCCCCGGUGUUGGGCAGGAAGAGGAAGCAGAGGAUGAGCCCGCCGCCAGGAGAGGAGCCGGUCAGGAUGGCAACCCAGCUGAUGGACAGCAAUGUUGAUCUGAGGAGGCGAACUCUCUCCUUUGACGCCACGAGCCUCUCGCCCAAUCAAGGAGAGGGAAGCUCCGUGGACGACUGAACUCAGCGACCGGUUGAUGGAUUGGUUAUUCUCUUAAAAAUGAAGGAGACACGUGUGCUGCUGGAGCUGGAGCGCACGAGAAGGGCGGGAGUCGCAAUCCAAAACAGGAAGGAUUACUGGUUUCCUGUUUCAGGCCACGCCCCUCGCCUCGUCCCGUCCAAUCACAGGAUAUUCACGGGGUGUUUCAGAUGAACUCAUUCAGACUGUGAUGAUGUAUGAGUGUGUUCAAAGACUUGCAUCCCGUUGUGCUCUUUGCACACUAGAUGCACACAAGGAGACGAUUCCGUUUCUUCCCUCAUAGUCCUAGCUUUAGUUCAGACACAGUAGUCUCUCUCUCCUGCGAUAUUUACCCCAACACUUACUUAACCCUUGCUUGCGCUCCUCCUUCUAACCCCACUCUCAUCCCGAGCCUCGCAUCUCAAGCCUAGGUCAGAGUACAGGACCAGAUCCCAAUAAGGUUACUGCUUAUAGACAUGGAGACAGAAAAGAUAGGGACUUCAAACAAUGAUUAUUUGGAGUAUCGAUUAAAGCUUGGGUUGGUAAUCCUGGAAAAGCUAAGGGAGGCAGGCUACACUUUGAAAAUAUGCAACCGAUACAUCCCAACCUUCUCCUGUCGGGCCCCUCGGCGAAGCUGCGUCUCCAAAACACAUCCACGCUCACGGCCUGGUAACGACCAGAAGUCAUGACUCACUCACAGCGAGAGCGCGAGUGCAGGUUGAUUCUGCCCCGAUGAAAUAAUUGGUUGUGUCUAUUCCAGUCCUCCGAAGGCCACAGACACCAGCUUUUUUAGUUUCUUUUAUUUCUCUGACGAUUUUAUUUAAUGGUGGCUCUUACGACGAACAGAGUAUUUCAACGGAUAAGUUAAAAAUGUUAUUUUUAAACAACUCACCAACCCUUCGUUUAAUCUGCAGAUUAAUUGUUGGACUCUCUAAAAAAAACAUUGUCUUCCAACCCAAGGCGAUUUCUCAUUCAUUAUUAAAAUUAAUGUUGAAUUCAGUUGAAUUAUUAAAAUUCAGGCGGCUACCAUCAGAUCAUCACUUGUGCUGCAUCUACAAUCAGCAUCAAUUAUGCUGCAUAACAUUUUACAGAACAGUUGACUAAGUGUUGAAGUCUCUUUCUUGCUGCGUGGUGCAGAAAUGAAGGUUUCAGUUGACAAAGGAAAAAGGAUUUUUAAAUGAAUAAACUUACAAACAUUAAAGCUUUUUAUAUGAAAUUGCUUAAUUUGUAAUUGCACACUUCUACAAAUCAUUUUAUAAGAUACGUAUUCUUAAAAAACUGAAAAACUAAUUGUACAGUGGAGUUUUUAGCUGUUAAAUAGGACGUCUAUUAUAACUUCUUUUACCUCUUGACCUGCAGUAAACUGCCAGUGGCUGCAGCUCGAUCAUUCUCAGAUCAAAGUCUAAGCAAACCUCAAUAUCUCCUUUAUUUUUCUCAGAUUUUUUCCUCCAUGCUUGAAACCACCCAAAAAUGAUUUGCUGUUCCAGCCUCUAAGCUGAAUUCCUGUAGUGUGACCUAGGCUUUAUUAGUCUCUACCUCGCUUCCUCCCAAUUCCCACCUCUUUGAAUGUUAGUUUUCUCACUUCCCCUCCUUCCACUUUGCUUUUCUCUGUCUUAGUAUUCUCAGGGUAGAGGUAGAUCAGACGCAGGUGAGUGUGAGGCACGCGAUCACAGGCCUGCAGACGUAAGGUCGCCCCCUGCUGUCAGAAGCCAGAGCUGACGUGGGGGCUGGCGGAUGUUCGUGGAGAUAAAGCUGUAUUAAAGGGGGUUGCAAGGUGAAAUGGCGACUGAAGCAGAUGCACUGAAGGGCUUAUUCCGGUGAUAUAACAGUGUGUAAACUCUUUGUAGAAAAAAAGGCUGACACUAUAUUUUAUUAACACGGCGGCGAUGUGAUGAGAGCUUCAAAGGAAACUUCCUACAGUUCUGAAUGUCCUUUUAUCUGCAGGUGCUGGAUUGCGAGGACGGAUGACGUUAGUGUUACAGAAUGAUGAAGAAGCUCGUGAUGACUCUGGAUGAUGCAAAUGUUUAUAAUAUUAUAAAUAUAAAUAUAUAUAUAUAAUGUUCCUGCAGAUUGUUAGAAGCAGGGAAAGGAUGUACAGUGAGCUCACCUGCAGCAACAUGAUUGGACAGUGCUGGAAUAAAACCACUUCCUUUCUGACUUUCA